UAACAUUCUGUGCUUAGGGGAUGGCGCUGCACAGAAAUGCUCGUGUCCUUAUUUUUGCUCCCGCUGUUUUAACAGCCUUGUGCAUUUCAACUAUCAACGACCAAACCAGCUAUUAAAAAGAAAAACCCUAAAAUCAAUUUUCAAAAGUUCCUCUCUUCCCUCUCUUAAACAAGUGAAGAUAUUUUAUUAAUUGCUCUUAUGAUUCCAAUUCUUUAGCAUCAACAUUUAGGGUUUCGGAAUGGUAGGAAAGAUGAUGAAAUCAAGUUCGAGAGAUAGGCUUGCGAGCCUUAUCAAUUGUGCAAUGGACAUUCCUACAAAGCUCGAAAUUUUACGUCAACUGAAAGAAAAUUUGCUUCAAGAAACCGAUGCCGCUUCUCUCUCUGAUUUUCUUCCUCGCCUAUUAGAGUUGCAGUCUGAUGAAUACUCUCCUGUUCGUAAAUGUGUCACGGAGAUGAUUGGAGAUAUUGGACUGAAGCACUUGGAAUUUGUGCCUGAAAUUGUUAAUGUUUUAAUUAAUGUUUUGGAGGACCGUGCUCCUGCUGUUGCUAGACAAGCUAUUACUUGUGGAAUUAAUCUUUUUAGGUCUACUCUUCAAAAAAUUGCCAUUAAGGGCCUUUACACCAGUGAGUUGGAUGAUGUGCUUAAGUUGUCAUGGUCAUCAAUGUUAGAGUUCAAGGAAAAAAUAUACUCCGUAGCUUUUCAGCCUGUAAGUGGUGGGGUAAGAUUGCUGGCGCUGAAGUUUGUUGAAGCAGUCAUUCUUCUUUAUACACCUGAUCCCACUGGCCUUCCAGAACCUCCAACUAAUGAAGGAGAACAUCAGGAUUUUAAUAUAUCAUGGUUCCGCGGGAGCCAUCCUGUAUUAAAUAUUGGAGAUUUGUCAAUUGAGGCCAGUAAAAGAUUGGGUUUGUUGCUUGAUCAGCUCAGGUUCCCGACAGUAAAGUCUCUGAACAACUUGGUUAUUAUUGUUCUUAUUAAUAGUCUUGCCACUAUUGCAAAGAAAAGACCUCCAUAUUAUGGACGGAUCCUGCCAGUUUUACUUGGUUUGGGUCCCUCAGGCUCUGGGAUCGAAGUUAUGCAUGCUCCCGGUUCAAAUCAUGCUUUGGAAAAUGCCUUCCUCACCUGCUUGAAAUGCACUCAUCCUGGUGCUGCACCGUGGCGAGAUCGUUUAAUUGGUGCCCUAAGAGAGAUGAAAGCAGGAGGGGUGACAGAUGAGGUCCUAUGCUUGAAGGAGGGGGAAGAAGUCUCAAGAGCUGCUAUGGAUGAGAAAAACAGAACUGAAGCAUUUGAUGGUAUACAUAGUAAAUUUGGAAGAAAACGAUCUGGAGCAGAGGACAGUAUUGAGUUGGCUGAAGACAAUGAGAUGUCUGGAAAGCGUGCCAAACCAAUGCCUAGCGUUUCAGAUGAAUCGACUCAAGAGUUGAAUACAAAUAUUACAGUGUCUCAGGAUAACAUUCCAUCAGAUGAAUCUACUGUUAACAGAGGAGAUGAUGAUACUGGACCUGUACAGCAACUGGUUGCAAUGUUUGGAGCCUUGGUUGCUCAAGGUGAAAAGGCUGUUGGCUCUUUGGAGAUUCUUAUUUCAAGUAUCUCUGCUGACUUGUUAGCUGAAGUGGUGAUGGCUAACAUGCGCUACCUUCCUGCUAGUCAUUUGCAAGCUGAUGGAGGCGAUGAAUUGCUUCUGAACAUGACUGUGGUUGGCAGUAAUACUGAAGCCAAGUAUCCAUCAUCAUUUUUAAUGAAUGUACUCACACUUUCCACUUCUUUCCCUCAAAUAGCUUCCCGUCUUAAUACUCACCGGUCAGCAGCCAAUGACAUAGAGCAGCAGACAUUACAAGGACAGGAAGAACUUCAUGUUGCUCCUAUGGUUGAUAAUGCUGUUGUAUAUGCUGGAAUUGGUCGAGCUGAAAAUGAAAUGUUACCUUCUGGUUUAGCGGCUCCUUCAAAUGUGAUUUCAUCUGGAAUGGUUAUUGAUGUUCCAUCUGAUAUCCAAGGUGUUGGGGAUAUAGAGAGUGAGAUACCUGGUCUAGACUCUUCUGCUUGUAAUGAUGGGUUUUCUAGAACUGUGGUUGCUUCUUCAUUAGUCUCUACUGAUCUAGAGGAUGCCAAUCAAGACCAAGUUACUAGUUUGGAUGGAAGUUCAAAUAUGGAUUUACAUCCGGCAAUGUCGACAGAUAGGUCAGAGGAACUUAGUCCAAAAGCAGCAGUUACAGAUUGUAGCAGCCUGUUCUCUUCGGCAGCAGCUUCUGUGGGUUUACCUAGUACUUUUAUCCUUCCUAAGAUGUCAGCACCUGUUGUAGAUCUUGAAGAAGCACAGAAGGAUCAACUGCAAAACUUGGCUUUUAAGCACAUUGUUGAGGCAUAUAAGCAAAUAGCAAUUUCGGGAGGUUCACAAGUCCGCUUUUCCUUACUUGCCUAUUUAGGAGUUGAGUUUCCCUCAGAGUUAGAUCCAUGGAAACUUCUUCAGGAGCAUAUAUUGUCAGAUUAUGUGAACCAUGAGGGACACGAGUUGACAUUGCGUGUCCUCUACAGGUUAUUUGGUGAGGUAGAAGAGGAACGCGACUUUUUUUCUUCUACAACUGCUGCUUCUGUGUAUGAGAUGUUCCUUCUUGCAGUGGCUGAAACACUUAGAGACUCUUUUCCUCCUUCAGACAAAUCUUUAAGUAGAUUGCUUGGUGAAGCUCCUUAUUUGCCAAAGUCAGUUUUAAAUUUACUGGAGUCCUUGUGUUCUCCUGAAAAUGGUGAUAAAGCUGAGAAGGAUUUUCAAAGUGGGGAUCGCGUCACUCAAGGUCUCAGUACUGUUUGGAGCCUCAUUUUGCUGAGGCCUCCUAUUCGAGAAGUCUGCUUGAAAAUUGCUUUGCAGAGUGCAGUUCAUAAUUUGGAGGAAGUGCGUAUGAAGGCCAUUCGUCUGGUUGCAAACAAGCUUUAUCCUAUCUCAUCCAUUGCUCAACAAAUAGAAGAUUUUGCCAAGGAAAAGUUACUCUCUAUCGUAAAUAGUGACACUAAAGAAAUUAUUGAUUCGGAACGAUUAGACGUUGAGUCACAGAAGGAUUUCAACUUGGAAAAACUGUCAAAUGAUAAUCAGUCAGCAAGUGCCGCCAGUAAAGACAUCUCCUCUGACUCUCAUCAAUCAUGCACAUCUCAAAGCAUGUCGUCUCUCUCAAUCUCUGAGGCUCAGCAGUGCAUGUCACUAUAUUUUGCCUUGUGCACAAAGAAGCACUCCCUAUUUCGCCAAAUUUUUGCUGUUUAUAAUGGUGCGUCAAAGGAAGUUAAGCAGGCAGUUCAUCGCCAUAUUCCCAUACUAGUUCGUACUAUGGGCUCAUCACCUGAACUACUUGAAAUAAUCUCAGACCCUCCAAGUGGAAGUGAGAAUCUUCUGAUGCAGGUUUUACAAACACUGACAGAUGGGAUAGUUCCUUCCAAAGAAUUAUUAUUCACAAUUAGAAAGUUGUAUGAUGCAAAAGUAAAGGAUAUAGAGAUUUUAAUCCCAGUAUUGCCCUUUCUACCGAGAGAUGAGAUUUUGCUGAUGUUUCCCCAGCUUGUGAAUCUUCCUCUCGAUAAAUUUCAAUUUGCCCUUUCACGUGUACUUCAGGGAUCACCUCACUCUGGUCCAGUGCUCACUCCAGCUGAAGUGCUAAUAGCUAUCCAUGGAAUUGACCCCGAAAAAGAUGGAAUUCCCUUGAAGAAGGUCACAGAUGCAUGCAAUGCUUGUUUUGAGCAACGUCAGAUAUUUACUCAACAAGUUAUUGCAAAGGUUUUGAAUCAGUUGGUUGAGCAGAUUCCCCUUCCUUUACUAUUCAUGCGUACGGUUUUGCAAGCUAUUGGUGCUUUUCCUGCACUGGUGGAGUUUAUAAUGGAGAUUCUUUCUCGUCUUGUUAGCAAGCAGAUAUGGAAAUACCCAAAGUUGUGGGUAGGAUUCUUGAAGUGCACAUUCUUGACAAAGCCUCAGUCAUUCAGUGUGUUGCUUCAGUUACCUCCACCACAACUGGAAAAUGCUCUGAAUAGAACUGCAGCUUUGAGAGCUCCUUUGGUUGCUCAUGCUAACCAACCAAACCUCAAAUCUUCACUACCAAGGUCUAUUCUGGUGGUUCUAGGAAUAGCUCCAGAACAACAAACUUCAAGUCAGGCACAAACAAGUCAGGCUCAAACUGGGGAUACAAGCAACUCAGCAAAGGAGGUGCUGACAGAGAAAUCUAAAGAAUCUUCUAGUGCUAGCUGACAUGCCCUAAAACCAGUUGAUCAGAAAUUCUUGCUUCCAGGGAGGAAUCCCUGAGCUUGCCUAGAUGGGGCAACCCAAUUCCCCAUUCCUGGACUCCCAUCUGUGUACACACAUCAGUAAGAUGGGGAAUCAAAGGCAAAUCCCCAUGUUGUAUAGUACCUAACAGCUUGUACCUCAAAAUGCCAUUUAGUGGAAUUGCUGCCUUGGAUGAAGAGAAUGAAGAUUCAGGAAAGAUGUUACGAAGCCUUCUAGAUGAAUUAAGAGCAUGUAUCAUGUAAUGAAUUUUUUUUUUGCAAGUUGGAUAAACGAGGACAAACUGUGAAGUUGAGCAUCGUUAGUAUAAAAUCUUUUCUAUUUGCAAUAAUUUUCAUUGUACGAUGAAUGCAUUUUUCAGUUGAUCGAGGACAAAUUGCCAUCAAA
Messenger RNA from Ricinus communis (castor bean), 4636 nucleotides. RefSeq lists its product as uncharacterized. The transcript is spliced from 27 exons. The record is from RefSeq and is a predicted model, not a curated record. Bases 239 to 4216 code for a protein of 1325 amino acids. Lineage: Eukaryota; Viridiplantae; Streptophyta; Magnoliopsida; Malpighiales; Euphorbiaceae.